AAGAAUAAAAAAGGACACCGGAAUAGCGUACCCGGAAGUUCCGAAUGAUGAAAAACGCGUCAUUUCCUGUUAGCAUGUUUGGCUAGCCAGAGAGAAAUUUCUUCGUUUUUUUGUGUUGGUAAUUCUUUUCUUUUUUAAAUAAACCUCGAUUUUAAUGGAAGAACACGAGGAGAACAUUCAAGUUAAAGAAGUUAACGUGCAGAGGAGGAUGAAAAGAAAUGAAAGGAAACAGUUGAUCUCUUUUGGUUUUGGAUUCAAAAAGGAGCAGCAUGGCAUUGUGCCUGUCAUUGAGCUGGAGAUCUUACCUGAUGGAGACUUCAAACGCUGCCAGUAUGUCACUGAGAAGCCAUGUACCAGUACAAGAUCUCUGUGCAGCAACAUCAACAGCUAUGACCAGUGGGCGGAGUCUCUGCUGCUUCCACCCUAAAGCGGUCUGUGUUCAGAGUCAUUGGAAAGCAGCUCGCCAAGAAGAUGGAGCCAAGCUGUAGGACGGCUCUGAGGUGACGUCUCACAACUCUUCCACCAACUGACUCAUCAACUUCCUGAAGAAGAACCGGUCCUGAGCCCGGCCCGCCCGGUCCGGUCCUGCUGCUCUGAGAUUGUGUUGUGGCUUUAGUGUUGGUGCACGUUACUGCAGGUGACCAUUCCCUCCACCCCUCACACACUUUCAAAAUCAAAGCUGUGGACCACUGCAGCUGUUUCAAUGACUGAAGGUUAAAGCUUUAAAAGCAGUGCAGGCUUAGCUUCAUGUGGGUUCUGUAGAAGUUCUGACGGACCGGGUCACGGCUCAGUGAGGAAGUUUGAACUCUAUUUAGUGGAUAUGGACCCAGUUCAAAUGAAGUCAAACUGAACAAAAACAGGUUUGUUCUGAUAAAAGCUUUAUUUAAAAAGAGACGGCUCAGCCAGCAGGAGGCACUGCAGCGUUCUAACAUGCUGCUGACCCAAUAUGACCCAAUGAGCUCCUCUGUGAGGAGAGCAAUAGAACCAGCAGAACAGAAGCUCAGAGUUCUGAGCGAGUUCAAUCCAAAAUGUAGAAAAACUUGACUAGAUUAUCAAUUAGUUUAACUGAAAUUGUGCUUCGGCCGCUUAUUGUGGCCGCAGUUAUUUGUUACUUCAAGUGCAAUUUAUGCUAAAUAACCUCAUCACCAUCCUCCUCAGUGAAACAUAAACACUCACCUGAGCACAGGUGUCAGCUCACCUUAGCACUAACCGUUUGUGUGACAGAAUGAAAGUCUUUAUCUGAAUGGGUUUGUAUGAUGGAGUGUGUGAGCUG
Messenger RNA from Oryzias melastigma (Indian medaka), 1273 nucleotides. RefSeq names its product fructose-bisphosphate aldolase C-like. The record is from RefSeq and is a predicted model, not a curated record. The transcript has 3 exons. The coding region runs from base 155 to 427 and encodes 90 amino acids. Lineage: Eukaryota; Metazoa; Chordata; Actinopteri; Beloniformes; Adrianichthyidae.